Schistosoma bovis is the source of this 744-nucleotide messenger RNA. The record is from the annotation of a GenBank genome assembly. Lineage: Eukaryota; Metazoa; Platyhelminthes; Trematoda; Strigeidida; Schistosomatidae.
AUGCCAGAAAACGAUUCAGUGAGAUUGUAUAUUUUGCUUGACCAGGCUUCACUAGAGUCAGUUAAGGCAUCUAGUGGAAAAGAGUUCCAACUACUUAAUCCUGAUAGACAUAAAGAUCGGAUUUUAAAGGCCGGUGUUGAUGUUGCCACAGUUCGUCCAGAUAUUACCCAUCAAUGUCUACUCAUGCUACUUGAUAGCCCAUUAAACCGAGUUGGCAAACUGCAGGUUUUUAUUCGAACAAGAAAAAAUGUGAUAAUUGAAGUGAAUCCUAAAACAAGAAUACCACGUACAUUCGAUCGAUUUUGUGGGCUUAUGGUGCAACUUUUACACAAACUCUCAAUACAUGCUGAAGGUGGCAAUCGUGAGAAACUAUUAAAGAUCGUCAAAAACCCUGUAACACGACACUUUCCAAUCGGUGCUCCAGUUAUUACAAUGUCGUUUUCAUCAAAGGAACAAAUUAAACCAAUUCAACUAGCUGAAGAGACACAGAAACCUAACCCUCAAUCAGUUGUUAUUGUUAUUGGUGCAUUAGCCCAUGGUUCAGUUGUUGAUACUUGUAAAGAGUUUACACAACGUACAGUCAGUAUUAGUAACUUUCCUUUAUCGGCCGCUCAGACAUGCGCUCGAAUAUGUACUGCAUUCGAAGAAGUAUGGUGUGUUGAAGAUAUUUUAAGUGGAGUAGAAACGCAAAUAGAAACCUGAUACAUUAAAAUGACACCGGUGAUAUGUAUGAUAAUAUUUAUU